CCCAGGCCUCCCCGGGCCCGGGAGCAGGAGUCCCAGUUCACGCAUUCUUCAUCUGCUUCCCGCGACGCUGGCGGCCUCGCACCCCGCCUCCUGGAGCCCGGACUUUCAGGCACCGCCCUCAGUGUCGCCUUAGUCCGUCCCGGGACCGCAGACUCUUAGGGCCCCUCUCCUUGGCCAUCUGCCUCUAGGUCCCAGCCUGGGGCCUGAAGCGCUUGCUCUCUACGCUGGGAAAAGGGGAACGAUGGAGCGAUCCAGCACCCAAACUUACCCUGUCCAGGCGACCCACGAAGAUACCCAUGACAUCUCUGCACAGCCCCAGCCUUUUUGGCUUCACCCACUCCGUUCGGGAGUUGGGGACCUGGCCUCUACAUUCCUUAGGGGAACUCCAGCUCCAGGUCUGAGAGUCACUGGAGCUACCAGCAGCACCAUGGGGCCCUGGGGAGAGCCAGAGCUCCUGGUGUGGCGCCCAGAGGCGGUAGCUUCAGAGCCUCCAGUGCCUGUGGGGCUGGAGGUGAAGUUGGGGGCCCUGGUGCUGCUGCUGGUGCUCACCCUCCUCUGCAGCCUGGUGCCCAUCUGUGUGCUGCGCCGGCCAGGAGCUAACCAUGAAGCCUCAGCUUCCCGCCAGAAAGCGCUGAGCCUAGUAAGCUGUUUUGCGGGGGGUGUCUUUUUGGCCACCUGUCUCCUGGACCUGCUGCCUGACUACUUGGCUGCCAUAGAUGAGGCCCUGGCAGCCUUGCACGUGACGCUCCAGUUCCCGCUGCAAGAGUUCAUCCUGGCCAUGGGCUUCUUCCUGGUCCUGGUGAUGGAGCAGAUCACACUGGCUUACAAGGAGCAGUCAGGGCCGUCACCUCUUGAGGAAACAAGAGCUCUGCUGGGAACAGUGAAUGGUGGGCCGCAGCAUUGGCAUGAUGGGCCAGGGAUUCCACAGGCGAGUGGAGCCCCAGCAAGCCCCUCAGCCUUGCGUGCCUGUGUACUGGUAUUCUCCCUGGCCCUCCACUCUGUGUUUGAGGGACUGGCGGUGGGGCUGCAGCGAGACCGGGCUCGGGCGAUGGAGCUGUGCCUGGCUUUGCUGCUCCACAAGGGCAUCCUGGCUGUCAGCCUGUCCCUGCGGCUGCUGCAGAGCCACCUUAGGGCACAGGUGGUGGCUGGCUGUGGGAUCCUCUUCUCAUGCAUGACACCUCUAGGCAUCGGGCUGGGUGCAGCUCUGGCUGAGUCGGCGGGACCUCUGCACCAACUGGCCCAGUCUGUGCUAGAGGGCAUGGCAGCUGGCACCUUUCUCUAUAUCACCUUUCUGGAAAUCCUGCCCCAGGAGCUGGCCAGUUCUGAACAAAGGAUCCUCAAGGUCAUCCUGCUCCUAGCAGGCUUUGCCCUACUCACUGGCCUGCUCUUCAUCCAAAUCUAGGGUGCUUCAAGAGAGGGGUAGGGGAGAUUGAUGAUCAGGUGCCCCUGUUCUCCCUUCCCUCCCCCAGUUGUGGGGAAUAGGAAGGAAUGGGGAAGGGAAGUACUGAGGACCAAAAAAUUCUCUGGGAGCUAAAGAUAGAGCCUUUGGGGCUAUCUGACUAAUGAGAGGGAAGUGGGCAGACGAGAGGCUGGCCCCAGUCCCAAGAAACAAGAGAUAGUCAAGUCGCUAGAGACAUGAUCAGGGGACAUUAGGAUUGGGGAAGACACGACUGCUAGAAGCAGAAGUUGGACACUAUACAUAAGGACAGGCUCACAUGGGAGGCUGGAGGUGGGCACCCAGCUGCUGUGGGACAGCUAUGUAGAGGUCAUAAACCUAGAGUCAGUGUCCUGUUGGUCCUAGCCCAUUUCAGCACCCUGCCACUUGGAGUGGACCCCUCCUACUUUUCUUAGCACCUGCCCUCAUAUCUAUCUCCCUCUUCCCGUCUCCCAGGGGACUAGUGCCAAAUGGUCUCUCCCUGCCAAUUUUGGUAUCUUCUCUGGCCUCUCCAGUCCUGCUUACUCCUCUAUUUUUAAAGUGCCAAACAAAUCCCCUUCCUCUUUCUCAAAGCACAGUUAUGUGGCACUGAGCCCUACCCAGCACCUCAGUGAAGGGGUCCUGCUUGCUCUUUAUUUUGGUCCUGGAUCCUGGGGUGGGGCAGAAAUAUUUUCUGGGCUGGGGUAGGAGGAAGGUUGCUGCAGCCACCUACUGCUACUGUACCCUAGGAAUAUGGGGACAUGGACAUGGUGUCCCAUGCCCAGAUGAUAAACACUGAGCUGCCAAAACUUUUUUAAAUACACCCGAGGAGCCCAAGGGGGAAGGGCAAUGCCUACCCAUAGCGUUAUUUUUGGGGAGGGAGGGCUGUGCAUAGGGCCAUAUUCUUUAGAAUCUAUUUUAUUAACUGACCUGUUUUGGGACCUGUUACCCAAAUAAAAGAUGUUUCUAGACAUC
This is a messenger RNA of Macaca mulatta (Rhesus monkey), 2389 nucleotides long. It is a transcript of the gene SLC39A1, whose product is annotated as solute carrier family 39 member 1. Gene Ontology annotation, molecular function: zinc ion transmembrane transporter activity. Gene Ontology annotation, biological process: zinc ion transmembrane transport. Lineage: Eukaryota; Metazoa; Chordata; Mammalia; Primates; Cercopithecidae. Gene Ontology annotation, cellular component: plasma membrane. The record is from RefSeq and is a predicted model, not a curated record.